Iphiclides podalirius (scarce swallowtail) is the source of this 1251-nucleotide messenger RNA. Lineage: Eukaryota; Metazoa; Arthropoda; Insecta; Lepidoptera; Papilionidae. The record is from the annotation of a GenBank genome assembly.
AUGUUAUUACGCACUAAACUAUGGUACGUUUCAGGCGACCUGCCGUAUCAGACGCUCCCCACGGGCAAGGGUAAACGGCUCAUUGUGCUGCAAGGCCACACGUUCUCGGUGCAGGGCCGGAAUCCCGAAGCGUACUACUGCUCCGCUAAGUACAAGACCGGCUGCCGGGCGAGGGUCAGGCUGUGCUAUGACGUCAUCGUGCACUGCGAGCUGAACCACAACCACCCGCCUCCGAUACUGCAUAGGGCGGCGGACGGCACGAUAUUUCGCCUGCAUUUGGAGUUCAUCACGCCGACCAACUGCAAGAAGCGGAUGCUAAUCGUCCAGAACCACACGUUCGCGCAGACGACGAACGACAGGAGAUACUGGAACUGCAGCAAGAAGCUGUCGAACAAGUGCCCCGCCAAGCUCCGCUUCGAUUCCAGCGGCAGGCUCGUGUACUACGUGCUGAAACACAACCACCAACCCCCCAGAUUCUAUAGGGACAAGCGCGGAAAUUACGACCUCGUGGCAGUGGCAGUGCUCGAGCAAGAUAUCAAGCCAAUGCAGAGCUAUGGUCAGAUUGAAUUCAACAAACUUCAAAGUGACCAAUUCGACACCAUCCGCUCUAUCGAGGGCAAACAGUUGGUCGUCUGCCAUGGCUUCGUCUACUCGCGGUGCUCACCAUUUCUGUGGCGUUGCUCGUCAGCCUCGCCCAGGGUCAAGUGUCCGGCCCGCAUCAAGCUCGAAUACGGGACCAUCAACAGGAGCAUGUCGCGGUUCCGUCACGUCCACGCCCCGCCGAAGUUCGUGAGGCAUCUAACGUCCCAUUUCGCAGAUGACAGCUACGAGGUCAUCCGCUUGAGGAAAGGCAAACAGCUGAUCUUCCACCAAGGCUUCACUUACUUCAAGCGGACCAAGUUCUUCUGGCUGUGCUCGUCGAAAGGAUGUCUGGCGCGGGUCCGCGUGGAGGACGGCGAGAUCAACAGGAGCCUUUCCAACUUGAUGCAUGCCCACGAGAAACCAACGUUGACAGACGACAGCUACGAGAUCAUCCGCUCCAGGAAAGGCAACCGGUUGAUCCUCUACCAAGGCUUCACCUACUUCAAGCGGACCAAGUUCUUCUGGCAGUGCUCGUCGAGCUCCGUCCAGGUCAGAUGUCCGGCGCGUAUCCGCGUCGAGGGCGGCACAAUCAACAGAAGCCUCUCAGACUUGACGCAUGUCCACAAGCGGCCAAACUUUUUAAAACUCCACGGUGAAUACAUAAGGGCG